AAACAAAAAAUUCUCAGCCAGAAAUUUGCUUAACCAUCGUCUUUUUCAAGAACAAGCUCGAAUGUUUGUCAUGUUUAUAUAUGUCAAAAAUGCUGACGCUCGAUACAGUUUUCGAACUAUAUAAUGGUUUGGUUGGCUUGGCUAUGAUUCAAUUCAACACUUUCAUUCAUUUCGUCGCUAUUCGUCUUGGCCAGCACACAAGCUGCAGCAUUUUGGAUGAUGAAGCCCGCUUUGGUUGCUUUAAUUUGUACGUUGGUCGUUGGUCAUACGCUUGGAUACUAUGUGCCAACCAAUGUAAAUGACUACUACACUGGAUCAUGUGGCUGUAGUUCGGCUAAACGAUCCGAUUAUGAGUACUCACCGCCCGCUGCCGAAGAAUCGGAAGAUGUCAAGUAUAAAUUCGAUUUUGAUGUUGAACAGCCCAAAGUAGCCGAAGAUUCCGAAACUGAAUUGAAGUCGUAUGGCUAUGCCAUUCAAACGCCUGCCAGUGAGCCAAAGCCCGACGAUACAAAGUACAAAUUCGACUAUGCACUUCAAAGGCCAGCUGAAGAAAGAUCUGAUGAACCAGAACAACGAACUAUGUUCACAAAAGUUGAUCGAUCCACAUACGACAAGACUGAAUGUGCAUGCAAUCAAGGAAAACCAUGCUCAUGUGGGUAUUCACCAGAACAAUGCGCAAUUCAUUGUAAUUCACAACGAAAUCCAAGUCCAUACACUUCCGGUUAUGUUCUUCCUGUUCGAUAUAACAACGGAGGUGAUUAUGUGGUUUACGAAUUGCCACAAGACGCAUCACAGCAGUUGAACCGAAAAGCACGUCAAGCAGGGCCACAAUUGCCAGCAAUACCAUCUUUGCCUCCCGCCUCCGAUGCCAUUCAAAGCCUAAUCAAUGGUGAUUCUUUCAAAGCCGUAGCCGACAGAAUUAGAGAGCGAGCGCGAAAACUAAGUGGCGGUGAUCAAGGCGAAGCUACAUUGGGUUCAGCUCUAGACGUUUCAGCAUUGCGCAACCGAUUCAGUUCAAUAGCCGAGCCAUUUGUUUCACAUGCUACCAAAAUAUACGAGAAUUUCACACAAAACUUUGGCCUUCCCGCAGUUUCAACGCGCCGACGAAGACGUGAAGCUCCCGAAACGAGCGAAGAGCAACGCCGUAAAAUGAUGGACCCCAAACGAUUUCCAAUACUGCGUGUGGAAUACGAGGCGAAUAGUGAUAAAAAUGAAGACAUUUCCAAGCAUCAUACAACCACAUCGCGUGUCGAAUUGAAAGCAAGUGAUCAACAAGAGUCAUGGAACGGAAAAAAAGUGGAAAAGGCUACGCUUUGCCAUGAGUGUGGAUCACAAUUGUCGGAUCACAAUUCAGUAUGCGCGCGAUGUGGAUCUCGCCCACCACAAUACGUAGAAUAUUCAACCGGGCGUCCAGUGGCGUAUUAUCCAGGAGCCAAUAGGGAGCCAAACACUGAUUCACGACCAGCACCGCGUUAUAUCUAUGAUCGUUAUGGUCACAAAUAUUUAGAAAAUAAUGGCAAUUUACGUUUGAUUGUGCCACAACAGCAUCAAGAAGCUAUGGUAGGAGAGCAGCCCAAUUUUGCUGGUUUGGCUGAUAUUUUGAGAAAUCAUCAUGAAAUCAUUCAACAGUUGAAUCCAGUACCCGGUCGACUUAUGCCAGAACCGAUCGACAUCGCCAGUGAUGCGAUAAGUUUGGUGCAAGAUUUGGCGCGCCGUGAGAUAAAACAUACGGACGAAAAUAAGGAGAAGCGUAGCACCCCUGAAUACAAGCAAACAUCAGCAGCAGCAGAAGAGUCAAAACGUCAUUUCCCACGCAGCAUGUAUCAAGUAGUUCCACAUAUGCGCUACGAAGGAAAAGAUGGAAAGCUCGUUGUAAAAGUGUACUCGUCAAAAAACGACAAAACCAAUCCUGAAACCAAUCCUCGCAAAUAUAGUCCUGGCCAAAGUAAAUCUGCUACCACCGAUGCUGCAACUGCCACUGCCGCAGAACAACGAUUCGACAACAUGACCGAAAAAUCGAAGGCGACCGUCCAUAAGUUCAACAAAGACAACAAGCAAUUCGAAAUUUUGAGCUUCGAAGAUUACAAAAAUAGUUCGAACGAAGACAUUCGUCAAGUGUUAGAGCAUUUGCACGGCAAAAAAGCGUGGUGAUUAAAUGAUAAAUCACUCAAAACGUUUUUUGUCUAUUGAUUAAUUGAUAUGUAUGUAUAUUUAGAAAUGGUUGUAUUUAUUAUUUUUUAUCUGUGUACUACUACUUACUAGAUGUGUGGCGAAGUAUUUUUUUUCUAUUUUCAAUAAAGUUGUCAUUGUGAAUGAGCGAAUGAACGAA
Molecule: messenger RNA, 2329 nt
Organism: Sitodiplosis mosellana (orange wheat blossom midge)
Lineage: Eukaryota; Metazoa; Arthropoda; Insecta; Diptera; Cecidomyiidae
Exons: 5
Coding region: 217-2151 (644 amino acids)
Source: RefSeq, a predicted model, not a curated record